GAAGCGUGCACGGGCCAUCAAGGAUCCCGAUGCAAGCCUUGCUUGUCAAGCGUCAUCGGUCUUAUCCCACGUGCUUCUAAAGAAAGUCGAUAUUUGGCUGUGCGAUCUUGUUCAUGACACCAAUUGCGUCGCAAUUAUAGCCAGGAAUGGCUUCAAAUCCACAGGAUGGGCAAUCGAUGCCCGGCGAUAAGACCCUGCAUGUCUGGUCGAAACCCAUAGAGCAAAACGAAGCUACUACAGUCAACGGCGAACAUGGAGCGACACCGACGAAUAAUAGGCCAACUAUUUCAGAGGCCGUUUCUAUGAUCAAGAAGGACGAUUUUACAAAUGUUGCAAAUACUCCUUGUGCUCGACAAGGUUUCAUCACAGGAAUAGCAUCUGGUGCCGGUAUUGGAGGAUUGAGGUUCGUCCUCAAAGGGAACCCCGGUAGCGCUGCGAACUGGGCUGUUGGAAUGUUUGUGCUUGGAAGCAUGGCAUCAUACGAAUGGUGCCAGUACCUACGCCGCGAGGAACGUCGACAAAUGAAACGACACAUUGAGGUGGUGUCAGAGAAUAGGAGAGAGCAAGCAAGAAAGAUCCAAGAGGCAAGACGUGAGCACGACAAGCUGGAGGCUGAAAAGAAGGCGGCAGUAAAGCCAUGGUACAAGGUCUGGUGACCAUCAGGUUGAGCACAUUGCACCUCCUAUGUACUAUUAUUUGUGUAAGGGUGUAUAUCUCGUGGAUUGGAUAUAGCUUGUAGAUAAAAUCCCAAUUGCAAAAAAAUGAACCUAGACGACAAGAGCAAGUAUAAAGAAGUGCUUCCGUGAAUUGGGCACCAAAUCGUAGUAGUGCUGUAUGAUCUUUUAAAGACCAGGGUAUAGAGCGGCUUGAUUAGGCCUUGGAUGUAUUCGCCAACGAUCCCUUCAAUUUUCACCAACCGUGAAUCCCCAUGAAAGAACCAUGAAAUUUCUUCGUGAUUGAUACGCCGCUUCCUCCAAGCCGCCAGAAUAAAAAAAAACGCCAAAGUAAUCGUUAGAAACAUCUAUAGCCGCUGCCAGCGUCCCAAUAAGCGUUGGCUUCGAGCCCAAUACGCGCCAAAUAAUAACUUUAUCCUGUAGUAAUCGCAAUGUUCGAAGCCUCCGUGUCUGUGAACCUGACCUUUCGCGGCGGUGACUGUUCCUCUGAUCGUCCAAACUUGACUCCCGAACCACGACCGCGUCGCUGACUGCGUCGUGCUCGUGCCUCGCUCUCUUCUCGUUUGCGAUACUCUGCCAUCUGCUGUCUCCGUCUCAUGGCGCGUGCAUGCGCAAGAGCUGGUGUGGGUUUGAAUCCGAUACCGUUGAUUCCAAUACCGUCGUCGUCCUCAUCAUCAGGGUCGUAGAUGGUGAUCUCAUCUUCAUGCCACGUCAACGCAGCUCUGACAGGGUCGACAAUCUGGACUUCUUCUUCGUCUGGGUCCUCAAAAGGCCGCCGAGAAGGGCGCUUCAUGCGGAGUGGUGGCGAACCCGUUCUCUUCUUGACUCUCGAUUUUGACUCGGAAAGCCUGUUGAUAGACGGGUAUGCAUGAUGCAGGCUCCCGUGGUUUAGCUUUUGUUGCCGGGGUUCUUCGUGUACGCGACCUUUGAAAGGUUGCAGUGGUUCUUUUGAUGGUAGGACAGACUUUCCGUCAAGAUCGACGACUUCUUGGACAGUUGGAGCUGCAUCUGCCCCGCUCAUAAUCUCAUCGGGUUUCUGUCGCUUCCUCAUCGACUUGUCCUCAUCCAUGAGAUUAUCGCUGUCUUCGUUGCUGACUGUUGCCCCGCCCCCACUUUCCAGUGCAAGACCACGGAACUUGUGGGCAAGGACCCUUGACCGUGAGCUAUCGCUGCCAUCUUCUGUGUCUGCUGGAGUUGGGACUGAAGAAGGGUGAAAGGAAGACGAUAGAGGCUCAUGCACAAAGGUGAAUUGUAUAGAAGAUGCCCAGGUUUCUUCUCCACGCUUGCGUUUCGGGGUGCUAGAGAUGUUUGCUGACGCGGUGGCCAUAGCCAUAGUUCAUUGUUUGAUAAUUCAGGACCAGGACGAGUCGAGCCGAGUCCAGAGCUGAGUAUUGUCGAAAAUAAGGUCGAUAGCUCGCUCUAGUUGGGAACGAUGCCUUGUCGAGGUACGUUGAAGGGAGGAUCCGCAGUUUGAGCUGAGUCGACGGCACCUGAACUAUCGGUUUUGGUUGCGCAAGCACCACUUGCUAUUUGUGACCUUCCGUCCGUACUUAACUUGCUUCACUAGUAAUAAACCGAAAAGGGAAGCGCGAGUGGCAGUGUGACUUGAGGGUAUAUUCCAAUUGGACCUUUUAUUUUGUGUUCCAAGAAUGAGAAUAAUAAGAAGAGUAUUGGAUUACUGUACUGCAUGACUACAAAUACAAAGCCAAGUAGGUAAGUAUGAGGUUCGUAAGAGCCUCGUGAUUAACCCGCAAAUUCAGCGUCACAUUCGGACUUUCGGGUCACGUUCGAUCUGGUUGGGCCAGCAUCAUAUCGUAGAUCUGCCGCUGAUCGCCAUGUCUCAGAUGUUUAGAGCAUGAUGAUAGAUACCUAGCAUGGCCAAAUUGAAUGAUAAUGAAAUAUGAAUAUGUACAGUUGUUAUCUAUAAGUUUGUACUAUGUAAAGACCCUUACGCCAAAGUUAUAUGAUGCCGGAUGCGGCGUAGUUUUAUAACCCCUCCAAAUCCAUACCCCAACGCCAUUAUUUCCCCAUGUCAAACCACCCCAACACCAUUAAUGCCAGAUCUCAGACCACCGUACCAUUCCGAUGUGGCUUUUGUGUAUCAGAUCUGGCAAUGCCGUGUUUUUUCCGCUGAUUCUGUUGCUCCUCGCUAAGCCUGGUGUGAAAAUGAAAUGUCCUAGAAGGAAUGCUCGUCAUGGAAAUUCGUGACGAAGAUAGAAUCAUGACCAAACCGGUUGGUCUGCUGAUAAUUAAGCAUAACAUGUCGAGUAUGUUGAGUUCUAUACAUUGUGGAUAGCCUAUACCAUGUUAGACGACAUACCGAAUACAGGCUUUGAUAUCCUCAUAACUUACGCGAAGCAUCUUUGCCCUAGCGCCAACGGUAUCAAUGCCCAGUUGCUGCAAAUCCUCGUCUUCUAGACAUGAAACUUGAGCUGUAGACAUUCCCAACAAGCAUCUUUCAUACUUGUGCAACCUCAAAGCUCGAAGCCAUUUGGCAGCCCAGCGAGGAUCUUGAGAGUUGUGUGGGAACACUGGCAUGAUCCAUUUCGGCUUUACAGGAGGCUGAAUGAUGAGUUCCUCUUGUUGCCUCCAUAAUUCUCGCUUGCGGUCUUUGAGUGCCUGAAUCAUUGGCUCAAUCUCUCGCAGACUUGGUAGUUCUGCGAUCGAGUGGAGGGCAGAUGACCGUUCACUAUCGUCCAAUACUGAGAACCAGGUUCUGAUUAUUCCCAUCUCGUCUCCAAUCUUGCCGGUAUCUCUUCUUGAGGAGGACACAUGAUGGUGGAAUGAAAGCGAAGCAGAGCUUGAAGUUGGUGAGCCCGAGUAUGAGCUCGAUAGACUAGAAGAAUAUGAAGACAUGAUGCUGAAGGCGUGCUGUGUAUAAUCCGUAAUCUUUAAACGAUGUUAAAUAUCAAAUAGAAGAAGAAAAAAUGAAAGUAAUAUCAGAGGAUAUUCCGCCUUCAAAUAUUACAGGUAACUUGUAAAGCGCUGACGAGGCUCUCGACAGUCUUGUAUGUGGUGGAUUGAUCUGUGGCGUGGUCGAUCUGACGGCGACCGGGGCCGCUUGGAAAUAA
Molecule: messenger RNA, 3745 nt
Organism: Fusarium odoratissimum NRRL 54006
Lineage: Eukaryota; Fungi; Ascomycota; Sordariomycetes; Hypocreales; Nectriaceae
Exons: 2
Coding region: 147-656 (169 amino acids)
Biological process (GO): mitochondrial respiratory chain complex IV assembly
Cellular component (GO): mitochondrion; mitochondrial inner membrane
Source: RefSeq, a predicted model, not a curated record